This is a messenger RNA of Chlamydomonas reinhardtii, 1503 nucleotides long. RefSeq lists its product as uncharacterized. The coding region runs from base 365 to 607 and encodes 80 amino acids. The transcript is spliced from 2 exons. Lineage: Eukaryota; Viridiplantae; Chlorophyta; Chlorophyceae; Chlamydomonadales; Chlamydomonadaceae. The record is from RefSeq and is a predicted model, not a curated record.
GUCAUACUUGGCCUUGCAAUGGUGCGAAAUGGGACAGAGCGAGCGGAGGGGGCAAGCCGGAAUACUGUGUAGCGGCAGGUGUUCAGUAACCACUGAGUUCUAGAGUUCAGAGCAGACAUAAGCUGAAACGUUUUUGGUGCAGUUCAAUGGCGCUGGCCUUGCGACAGCAGGUUUGCCUAGGGAAGUGUGCUUCCUGCGCCGCGCCACGCGGAGCAACUCAAGGUCGUGGGCUCAGACGCGGGACGCCGCCGCCGCCGCAGCAGCAGCAGCAGCAGCGGCGGUGGCGGCCGCCGCGUCAGCAUCACGCGCGGCAGCGACGACGGCAGCAGCGACGGCAGCGGCGGCAACGGGGACCACGACGGUGAUGCGCCACAGGGCAGCAAGCACAGCACUUCAUCCGGUGCGAACAUCUCAACCGGAGCGAGCCGGGCUGGCCAUUAAAGGUGGUGGGCUGGCCAUCGGGCUGGCUAGCGCGGGCUCACGCAUCGGCGAGGGCCUGAGCUGCGGCCGCAAGGGCUUCGGCGCCGAGUCCUUCGCUUGGCCAGGGUGGCAGCGGCAGCAGCGUGCCGCAGUCGGCUGCAGCGGACCUGGGGUCCAAAGCGGCUAACACGCUAGCGGCAACAGCUGAAAAGGGGCUGCUGCUCACCUGCAUCAAGUGGGUGGCCGACAAAGUGCGUUUGAUGCUGCCAGAGCGAAGGACGGGCGUGGCGGCACAGCCCACUUUCCCCUUGAGAGGGAGGCCCACCUACCUUAUUCACUUCCAUUUUGAUAUUUUAUGAUUGUGGGUCUGCACGCCGCACAUUUAGUCACCAUAGAAUGCUGUCUGGUGCACGUUGCAAAUUGUGGUCGGGGACGGAGCAGGUUCAUGAGAGGGAGAGUGUCUGGAUUGCCAAAUAUAAAUGGUGCACACGAUGGGGACGGCUUAGCCACAUACAAUUUCACUCCGCGCGUUGUAUUGGUUGGAAUGCAAGAUGGUUUUCAAGAUUCAAGACUUCUUCAAGACUUCUUGCUUGCUGUUGCGCUGCGUACCAACUACCAAGGCCACUGCCAAAUUGUUUGCCACCUGCUGGGGUUUGGGAGUCAGCUGCACCCUACAGGACUUCACCAGCCUGCCUUACAACUGUCCCAUCGCAUACCAAGGCCACUGCCAGGCCGGGCCAGGUGGCGGGGCCGGGUUGAGGGCAGGGCAGGGUGUGCCAGUGAUUAGGUGGGCUCAGGAGGUGCGGGCUGGGCUCGGCAACCCAUCCAGAUGUAUGUAUGGCUGGUUGUUGCAUGGGCCAUGGGGCUCAGGGGCCACUUUGGCAGGUAGGUAGGAAGGGUUGCAUUUUCGUGCCGCUGUGCUCACGUGCGGGUUGGGCGGUUGGGCCAACGGCGAAUUAAGCUGGAUUGACGAGGUCAUCAUCCCUGCGGAUGUCUCCAUACAUUGCCUAUGGGAGCCUGCACCCAUCCGGCCUUCGGCCUAUGAUCUUCGCGCCAUGCCGCCCUAUGUAAUGUUUUGCUGCC